Dreissena polymorpha is the source of this 747-nucleotide messenger RNA. Its product is annotated as 60S ribosomal protein L18a-like. Gene Ontology annotation, cellular component: cytosolic large ribosomal subunit; ribosome. Gene Ontology annotation, molecular function: structural constituent of ribosome. Gene Ontology annotation, biological process: translation. Bases 151 to 681 code for a protein of 176 amino acids. The record is from RefSeq and is a predicted model, not a curated record. NCBI's taxonomy places the organism in Eukaryota, Metazoa, Mollusca, Bivalvia, Myida, Dreissenidae. The transcript is spliced from 5 exons.
UUCAUAAUUAAAAUAUUACGAAUAUUAAUCUUAUUGUUAUUAUUGUAAAAAAUGUCGUUGGCAAUGAAAUUUGGACAGAAUUGAAUAUUAAGCACAAUUAUUUCUGUAAAUACCGUCACGUGACUUUCUCUUUUCCCAGCGUGGACCAUCAUGAAGGCUCGUGGUGAUUUGAAGCAGUUCAAAGUAAUCGGGCGGUCUAUGCCCUCUGAUAAGAAUCGAACACCGCCACUCUACCAGAUGCAAAUCUUUGCCCCUGACAAGUGUACUGCAAAGUCCAGAUUCUGGUACUUCGUCUGUCAGUUGAAGAAGAUGAAGAGGACACAAGGAGAAAUUGUUUCUUGUCAGGAGGUUUAUGAAAAACGACCAUUGAAAAUUAAGAACAUUGGCAUUUGGCUGAGAUACGUGUCUCGAAGUGGAAACCACAACAUGUACCGUGAAUACAGAGAUCUAACUGCUGCAGGAGCAGUUACCCAGUGCUACCGUGAUAUGGGUGCCCGUCACCGUGCCAGAACGUCGACCAUUCAAAUCAUGAGGGUUGAGGAAGUGACACCAGACAAGACACGCAGACCUGCCAUCAAACAGUUCCACGACUCGAAGAUCAAGUUCCCCUUGACCCACAGGAUCAAUGGCCGCCAACAUAGCCCAAGGUUCACCACCAACAGGCCACACACCACCUUCUAAAGACUGCUCUCUUAAUAGCAUAUUUAUGUCACGAAGUAUGUGUAAUAAAGAUGGCCUUUCAGUGGA